This is a messenger RNA of Oryctolagus cuniculus (rabbit), 2092 nucleotides long. NCBI's taxonomy places the organism in Eukaryota, Metazoa, Chordata, Mammalia, Lagomorpha, Leporidae. The record is from RefSeq and is a predicted model, not a curated record.
UCGACAGGUAACAAAUAGACUUCCAGGGCGGCCGCGGGCACGCCAGUCGACCCGCCAGGCGCUCACCUGCCUCUUCCUCCGCCGCCCGGCGCACCUGGCCACACGCGCCCUGGUCCCGAAGGCGGACGGCCCAACUCCGCGGAGUCGGACCGUCUUUCCGCGGAACGCGGGUGCGCCCCGGAGACCCCGGCCCCGCACCAGCCCCGCACCAGCCCCGCCCCGCGCCGUCCGGCUCCGGGGACCGAAGCGCACCGGCCCGGGAGAGGACGGCUUUAAAAUGCCCCGCGCGUUCCUGGUGAAGAAGCCGUGCGUCUCCACGUGCAAGCGGAACUGGAGCGAGCUCCCGGACGAGCAGCGCGGCGAGAUCUACGUGCCAGUCAGCCUGGGCUUCUGCCCACCGCAGCCCUACCGGGAGCCGGAGCCGUCCAUAGCCGAGCCCCCCGCCUGCCCCCUGGCACUGGACAUGAGCACCCGGGACCCCGGCUACAGCCUGGCACCGGGACCCUGCGUGGUGGCCCAGCUGCCCUCGGAAGACAUGGGCCGCGUGGUAGACGUCCAGAGCCGGGAACAUAGCUUCCUGCGCACCAAGAUGAAGGUGACCCUGGGGGACGGUCCCGGCGGCGACCUCUUCACUUGUCACAUCUGCCAGAAGACGUUCAGCUACCAGCGCAUGCUGAACCGUCACAUGAAGUGUCACAAUGACAUCAAGAGGCACCUGUGCACCUACUGUGGGAAGGGCUUCAACGACACCUUCGACCUGAAGCGGCACGUGCGCACGCACACCGGCGUGCGGCCCUACAAGUGCAGCCUGUGCGACAAGGCCUUCACCCAGCGCUGCUCGCUGGAGUCGCACCUCAAGAAGAUCCACGGCGUGCAGCAGAAGUACGCAUACAAGGAGCGGCGCGCCAAGCUGUACGUGUGCGAGGAGUGCGGCUGCACGUCCGAGAGCCAGGAGGGCCACGUCCUGCACCUCAAGGAGCAGCACCCCGACAGCCCGCUGCUGCGCAAGACCUCCAAGAAGGUGGCCGCAGCCCUGCAGAGCACGGUCACCUCCCUGCUGCAGGGCAGCCCCCGCCUCUGAGCCGCAGCCGCCCUCCUGACUCGGCCCCCCACCCCUGCAGGCCUGCGCGCGCACGUGGACCGGGCUCCGGCCCCUGCCCUGCCCUGCACGUCUGCCUGCGGCCAGAGACUGCGCUGGGCCCCGGGCCGUGGGUGCACGGCGGCGGGCCUGGGGGGGGGGUGCACUCGGCUUGCACACGCGUGUGCAGACGCCUUCCCACGGAUCACCUCAUGUUUAAGAAAUCAGCUACAAGGUGCCAAGGAGGUUUUAGUUCCUUUUUUUUUUUUUUAAGAUACAAGUGUACAGAUAGUAAUAUAUUUUUGGUGCCAAUGGCGACUGUUUUUAAGAGAGGGAUGGAGCUGGCUUUUCUCCACCCCUGCCGUUCUAUUUAUCCUGCACAUUUCUGACCUGUGUGCCUCGGCUCUGGGGGGCGGCCCUCUCGGGGAUACCAGGGCUGCCUUCAGCCACCCAGCACGCCUCCUCUUCCUCCGCUCCCGCCUCUCAGGGAGGAGCCACCGUCCGGGGGGCGGGGCUCUGGGGCCAGCCAGGUGGGAUGAGGAAGGAGCUUUGACGGCUGCCUGAUUAAGUCGGCAACCCUUGCACCGCAGGGGACCAGCAGUAACCAACACCUCACAAACUUCCGGGGGAGGAGGUAUUAGAUGGCCUUUUAUUUUUGUUUUGACUGUUUUUCCCUUGGCCUCGCUGGGAUCCCAAAGUCCCUCAGGGCUGGGCGGCUCAGGCUCCCUUGAUGACACCGGGUCUCCUGCUGAUAAGCAGAGGCCCGCAGGGGCUAGGGGCAGCCGCUGGACAGUGACGGCGGGGCAGACACCAGAGACCACAGAGCGCGCCAGGCUGGGCAGCCCCGGAAGCCAGACCCCGCGUGGAGCCAGCGGGCCCCGGCACUGGCCGGGUGCGGGGAAGGCGCCUCCCGGGGCCGUCUGUAGGGUGUGGACUGACUCGAGCCUCUUGCUCUGUGUCCAGGGAGCUGCUGUCUUCUGAAAACGUUAUCUAUAAAACCCGCCUUAUCUGGAA